GUCUGGUUAAAUAUUUAAUGUAGUGUGUGUGUGGUAGCGUUUGUACAACUACAUAGUGGUCGUCUUGUGUUAUUUUUACUUUUAUUUAUUUUUAAUUUAUUAAAAGUUUGUUUUACAGUAAAAAUAUUUAUUACGUUGUAACUCUAGGUUUAAAUCGUCAGGUGAAGGACUCAGAAUGCUAAAAACUAGUGUGUAAAUAUUAAUCCAACAGGUACUGUUAGAGUACCUCACCUGCGUAGUCCCUUUCUACUACAAAAUAAUCAUUUGGUGCGUCCUACGUUAUUCCAAUAGUGUCAGCGAGGCACCAUGGCAGAAGCCCACUCAGCUGUUGCCUUCUCAUUUGCCAUCACCCACGAUGGCUGGGAUGUCAACUUUGACCGAGAAGUGCUUUAUCUGGUCUGGGAGUCUGGUCUCCGCUCCUGGAAGAAACGCCUGGCGCGCUUCAAGAACAGCGUCCUGAAUGGAGUAUACCCCGGACAUUUGCAAUCACUGUAUGUGCUGUGGACCCUGCUCGCAGCUGCGCAUUUUGGAGGCUUUCAUAUACCCUUUGGCUUAGUACAAAAAGCACUAAGCGUGUUACCUGGCUCCUCGACGAUGUGGCAAGUAAUCGCCUGUUUACUGGCCGCCCUCACUAUGUGGCUUUCCGUUAUAUUUCUCAUGAGAUAUAUGCUAAAGGUGCUGCUUAUGUACAAGGGUUGGAUGUACGAGUCGCGCGUACCCGGGUCGAAGAUAUCACUGAAAACAAAGUUAUGGGCUAGCGUCGUCAAAGUGUUGUCAGGCUGGAACAAGCCCCGGCUGUACAGCUUCCAGGGGUCCCUGCCGAGACUGCCCCUGCCCAGCGUGAAGGACACCAUGAGGAGGUACUUAAUCAGCGUGCGGCCCUUGUUAGACGAUGAAAAUUAUCGCCGGGUGGAAAGAUUAGCGAAAGAGUUUGAAGAGACAAUCGCUGUCAAACUACAGAGAUAUCUCGUGCUGAAAUCAUGGUGGUCAUCCAACUACGUGUCGGAUUGGUGGGAGGAGUAUGUUUACCUGAGGGGAAGGUCCCCUCUCAUGGUCAACUCCAACUUCUACGGAACCGACGCCAUUCUGCUGAAGCCCACGACCAACCAGGCGGCGCGCGCCGGGGUCGUCAUAUACCUCUGUCUGCAAUUCCGAAGGCUUAUUGAUAGACAGGAACUGGAACCAAUAAUGCUACAAGGCAUGGUGCCCCUGUGCUCGGCGCAGUACGAGCGGCUGUUCAACACGGUGCGCGUGCCCGGCGUGGAGAGCGAUAAGAUCGUGCACUACCAGGACUGCAGCCACAUCACCGUCUACCACAAGGGCCGCUACUUCAAGGUCAUCAUCUACUACAGGGGACGGCUGCUCAAGCCGGCGGAGAUACAAGUCCAAAUCCAGCAGAUCCUGGACGACAAGUCGGCGCCGCUGCCGCACGAGCCGGAGCUGGCCGCGCUGACGGCGGGCGAGCGCUCGCACUGGGCGCACAUCCGCCAGACCAUGUUCAACCGGGGCCACAACCGCACCUCGCUGCACUGCAUCGAGCGCGCUGCCUUCAACGUCUGCUUAGAUGACAUGGAGUACGGGUACGAUGAGAAGGACCCGAGCAAAUUGGACGAGUAUGGGCGCGUGCUGCUGCACGGCAAGGGCUGCGACCGCUGGUUCGACAAGUCCUUCAACCUCUGCUUCAGCACCAACGGCUACGUCGGAUUCAAUGCGGAACAUACAUGGGCCGACGCGCCUGUGAUGGCACAUCUUUGGGAAUAUGUUAUUUGGAGCGAAAUAGAAAUCGGAUACGCCCCGGACGGCAACACGCGGGGCUCGGUGGAGACGCCGCCGCCGGCGCCCAUCCGCCUGCAGUGGGAGCUGGAGCACGAGGAGCUGGCCAGGGCCAUCGACACCUCGUACUGCGUCGCGCAGAAACUGCUCAACGACGUCGACCUCAAGAUACUAAUGUACAACAAGUAUGGGAAAGGUUUCAUGAAGAAAUGCCGCGUGUCGCCGGACGCGUUCAUCCAGCUGAUCCUGCAGCUGUCGUACUACCGCACGGCAGGCCGCUUCUGCCUCACCUACGAGGCCUCCAUGACGCGCCUGUUCCGCGAGGGCCGCACGGAGACCGUGCGACCCUGCACCAUCGAGAGCUCCGCCUGGGUCACGGCCAUGGAGAACCCUAACGCCACCGUUGAAGAGAAGCUCGAGCUGUUCAGCAAAGCCGGUCAGCGGCACCAGCUGGGCUACCAGGACGCGAUGGCCGGGCGCGGCAUCGACCGCCACCUGUUCUGCCUGUACGUGGUCUCCAAGUACCUCGAGCUGGAGUCGCCCUUCCUGCAGGAGGUCUUCAACGAGCCCUGGCGGCUGUCCACCAGCCAGACCCCGCACGGUCAAACGAGCCUGCUGGACCUGAAGAAGCACCCGAAGUGCAUCAGCACGGGCGGCGGCUUCGGGCCCGUGGCCGACGACGGAUACGGCGUCUCUUACAUCAUCGCCGGCGAGGACCUGGUGUUCUUCCACGUCUCCAGCAAAAAGAGCUGCCCCAAGACGAGCUCGACUAACUUCGUGAAUCAAAUAGAAAGAUCCCUGAAAGACGUCCAAGACCUCUUCAACGAAUGUAAUAAAAAAAAGAAUGGGGCUAAAAACAGCAAAUAGUACAUAGUAGUAGACUCGUACACAGUUUUAUAUAAUGUCGCAGUCUCUUGUUGUUGUUGUAUUGAUUAUGUAGUUUAGUAAAAUUUUAAAAUAUUAGGUUUAUGCGAGGACUACGAGUAUUUGCUAAGAUUUUUUGUAGCGAGACAUAGGCACAAAUGUACGUACGUUCAAGGACCAAAUCCAUCAAAACAUCGGCAUGUGUUCAUGUAUCAUGUAAAAUCACAAGAUAAAUUAUGAUAAUAGGUUAAAUCAUUAUGACCAUACAUUUGACAAAAACUGAUUAGAUAUAUGCAUGUUGAAGUUUGUUAUUCAUCGAAAAUAUUUUUUUAUAAAUUUUACCAAAUCUUACAAAUUCAGUGCCAAGAACAAGCUAGGUGUGUUGUGUUUGUAUUGGAAAUGGGGCGCUUGGCACUGAACGUGUUAACGUUCGGUAGGCGUUUUGUAGGACAGAGUAAAUGGUGGUAACGUUCUGAAGUGACUAGCCAGUGGGUGUGCCCGGAGGUGUCAGAGAGGAGCGGCCCGGCCGAGCAUGCUGCAUACGAGGUGGAGCCUGAAACGGCAUUCAAUUGCCGCUCGAAUCAAUCCAAACUAGGUUAAUUUAUUUUAGAUACAUUCUUAGAAUCAUAUACAGUGGUUAAAUAUGAUAAUCUUGAAUAUUUAUAAUUUGCUUUUAUCUGCAUUUUAUUGCUAAGAGGUAAGUUGCUAUAGGUAUAUAUCACAAGUUAUAUUUAGUAAUGUGUCAAUAACGAAGAAUAGAAAGUAUCACUCCAUCUUAGAAAACAUAUUCUCACCUCUGCUGUAAGUCUUUACUAAACUCAGUCUAGAAGAAAAAGUGUAAAUACAUUUUAAAUAAAUAUAUGCACAUUAAUUGUACCAGUGAAUUAUUAUUUCAAUUCAUUUGGCAAUGCCAAUCAUUUAUUCAUUAUACGUGUGUAAAUAUUCAAAAAUAAAAUCAGUCAAUAAUUACUUCAAAAAACUUAUAUUCAUUAAAAAUACAAGAAUGAACUAAAUGACAUACAAACGAAGACACUUCUUAGAAAAAACUUAUUACGUUGUUAAAUAUAUUACAUAAUGUGGCAAUUUUACGUUUCUCAGUAAUUACCUAUUUAUUGGUUCAGUUUUCAGAAGGAACCAACAUUGCCAAAAGAUCCGCGUCUUAACUCGUCGGUUGACUUAUCAUUACGUUUCUCGAUUCUGUCACACUAUUCGCUUAUCUAUUUGUCUAAUACUCUAUCGCUUGUCUUUCGUGCUAUUGACGGAGAUGCGCGGUGUUUUGUGCUAGCCCAGUGUGAACUACUUUACUGAUUACUCGUACUCGUAAACGUACUGUAGGUAUACAAUACACCCAUAUUUUCUUUAAAUGUUUCUAAAAGUCCUUCUGUAAUGUAUUUGCAAAAUGUAAUGUGUAAAUAAUAUGCAUAUGCUUAAAUGUGUACUUAUAAUGUUAGGAAUGUUGGACAAAAGUUUUAUUAAUUAGUGACAGAUUGUGCAAUGAAUUUGUAUAGGACAUAUCACCUGUCUUAAUUUGGUAAACGGGUGUAUUUAAUAAUAGCGAACGGCAGCCAAUAUGAUAAGAUUAACAACUUUUUAUAUAGUCCGUCCAACAGAACUGUAUCGUUUUAAUACUCUUACUCAAGUUUUACUUAAUUUCUAAAUGUAACCUCAGCAAGAGUACAAUUAACUUAAUUUUCGAUGAGCGCCCCAUUUAAGUUGCUCGUUUGUCAGUUUAUGGUACUUUCAAUAAAAUAAGGUGUUUCAUGAAUAAAGUAUUUAUACUAACUAAUACUCCAGAAGAACCAUGUUCAAAUAAUUAUUUAGACCAUAGUAGGUUUACUAAGUGUUAAAAUCAUGCAAUUUAAAAUAUUUUUUAUUAUAUACUUUAGUUUCGAAAUGCAAUAUUUUCUUCUUUAAUUGUUUGACUUCUAAUUUCUGUAAAUAAAAUGCAUAAAAUAA
Cydia fagiglandana is the source of this 4593-nucleotide messenger RNA. RefSeq names its product carnitine O-palmitoyltransferase 1, liver isoform (gene whd). The coding region runs from base 307 to 2640 and encodes 777 amino acids. Gene Ontology annotation, biological process: carnitine metabolic process; fatty acid metabolic process. Gene Ontology annotation, cellular component: mitochondrion. Gene Ontology annotation, molecular function: carnitine O-palmitoyltransferase activity. The transcript is spliced from 17 exons. The record is from RefSeq and is a predicted model, not a curated record. NCBI's taxonomy places the organism in Eukaryota, Metazoa, Arthropoda, Insecta, Lepidoptera, Tortricidae.